AUAUCAAGCAUGUCUCACUUUAAUCCUUUUUAGCACUAGUUUUUACCAAACCCAAUCUCUUCCCUUGUUUUGGUUCAGCCCUCCAUACCGAGAAAUACUACAUGAAUAUCCCUAAAUGCUAUUUGGUUUUGAAUCUUGGCCUUUCUUUUUAGCUUUUCUCGCCCAUAAUUCUCAGUAAGCAUAAAGUUUUCUUUUUGGGACUUUCCCUGCUUUUCUCCUCACGCAAACUUUCCCUUUCCUUGCUUUUCUCGCAUACCAUACAAGCCCAGAAAAUCAUCCGCCAUCAUCAACAUAUUCAUCUUUAGGCGUUCUUGUUUUUUGGGGGGGGGGGAUAAUGCAAUCAUUUACGUUCAUUCUCGUAUUCCUCAUUUGUUCCCUCUCAAUAUCAACCGUUUCCCUGGCUGGUCUGCUCUCCCAACCAGUCCACGGCGAGUACACAAUUCCCGCAGCGCCGACUCAGAACCCGAGCCAAAAUUGCCGGCUCGACCUCUCUAAAGAGUUAUUCGGCGGCGUCCACCACGCUUGCGGCAAGGACCUCGACCGCAGCCGGUGCUGUCCGGUGUUGGCGGCCUGGCUCUUCGCGGCUCACGCUCGGUCGGCUCUGGAGGUUUCCGCUCCGGCCCCCGCAACUGGUGGUGAUCUUCCGAUGAUGCCGGACGACUCACAGAAGUGUGUGAACUCGCUCCAUGACGCGCUUCAGAGUCACAAUAUUCGAAUUCCUGCGCCCAACGCCAGCUGUGACGCCAUAAUGUGCUUCUGUGGAAUCAGGCUUCACCAGAUCGCCUCCUUAACCUGCCCUGCCGCGUUCAACGUCUCCGCUUCCCACAGUGUUACUCCAACUUCUGCGGUAACAAAUUUGGAGAAGAAUUGUCGCAAUUCUUCCUACGCUGGCUGCACCAAAUGCCUCGCUGCUCUCCAGAAGGUGAAAGGAUACAAGGAGAGUGAGAAGGGAAGAAACAAGAUGUUGAACAGGGACUGCCAGCUGAUGGGGCUGACAUGGCUGCUGGCGAGGAACAAAACGGCGUACAUUCCGACCGUUUCGGCGGUGUUGCGAGCCAUCAUGUACAGCGCCCACCCGCAGCAAUCCAAGUGUAGCCCUGAUCAGGACAACAUGCCCUUGGCCGUUGAUUCCCUUCAGUUCGACAAGGCCCACGCCUCAUCUUCGCCCUUUACCUUUUGGAUUAUCCCUCUACCUCUUCUCAUCCUCAUCAAUCUCAUUUCUGCUCUUCCAUAGGCUUUGACUUUUUGGCCUUCACUGUAAAUAUCAACCCAUUUGUCUGUUUCAGUUUUUCUCCCCUCCUUCUCCACUUUAUGCGUGCGUGUAUUGGCCUAUUAUCAUCAAGGAUCAGCCCCCGCUAACCGUGUUAUUCAUUGAUCGUUACAAACUUUUUUUCCUUCAAAA
Neltuma alba is the source of this 1402-nucleotide messenger RNA. RefSeq lists its product as uncharacterized. The coding region runs from base 335 to 1234 and encodes 299 amino acids. The record is from RefSeq and is a predicted model, not a curated record. The transcript has 2 exons. Lineage: Eukaryota; Viridiplantae; Streptophyta; Magnoliopsida; Fabales; Fabaceae.